Messenger RNA from Sycon ciliatum, 1266 nucleotides. RefSeq names its product zinc finger protein OZF-like. NCBI's taxonomy places the organism in Eukaryota, Metazoa, Porifera, Calcarea, Leucosolenida, Sycettidae. The record is from RefSeq and is a predicted model, not a curated record. The coding region runs from base 1 to 1266 and encodes 421 amino acids. The transcript has a single exon. Gene Ontology annotation, molecular function: RNA polymerase II cis-regulatory region sequence-specific DNA binding; DNA-binding transcription factor activity, RNA polymerase II-specific. Gene Ontology annotation, biological process: regulation of transcription by RNA polymerase II.
AUGGACCCCCGACCAGAGAUCCAGAGGGCGAAAGAUACAAAGUCCAUUGAAGCUCCAACCACAGCUGUCUCAAACCCAUGUUUGGAUCCCAUGACAUUGGCAAUGGACGACGAUCACUGUACGCGAGACAACAGUAAAGCAACUGUAUACUUUUCCGGUCCCGUUUCAGAUCACUACACAGGCAGUGGGAACGUAACGUUAAACUCGGAGUAUAGCAAUUUCUCAAGCAAUGCUGGCAAUGAUAACCUUAACGGAGGCCGCAGUGUACAUAUUACCGGGUAUGUGGCAAUGUCUUCCCAAGUGACUAGCUUACCUGAGGAUCCCAAGAAACACGAUUGUGAAAGGAUCAACAAUCAUCACACCUCUGAGCCGUUUUCUGAGGCAGUUUGUCAACUUCAAACUAACCAUCGUCAACCAGAAACGUCACUCUGCGAAGAAACCGGGAAGUCACUUGUUCGCCAGCAUGAUCCGCUAGAUCGUGGACAUUCACAUCCUGGAGAAAAAACGAAUAAACGUAAGCAUUGCGAUAAAUUCUUAUCUACUCAGUCUUGCGUCACAUCUCAUGACUGUCCACAUCCUGAAGAGAAAUCGCUCGAUUGUAACUUGUGUGAUAAAACGUUCAAUAGGCGAUCUGAUCUUACCCGUCAUGGACGAGUUCACUCUGGAGAGAAACCGUUUCCGUGCAAAUACUGCGCCAAGCCGUUCUGUGACAAAUCCGCUCUAAAUGUUCAUGAACGUAUCUAUACCGGGGAGAAGCCGUUCAUGUGUGGUUACUGUGAUCAAAUGUUUCCCCGUAAUACCCAUCUUAGAGUUCAUGAACGUAGCCAUACUAGAGGGAGACCAUACAAGUGUAAAUCGUGCGAGAAGUCAUUCACGACGAAAUCACAUCUCACCCGGCAUCGACGCAUCCGUACUGGUGAGGGACCAUACAAGUGUAAAUCGUGCGAGAAGUCAUUCACGACGAAAUCACAUCUCACCCGGCAUCGACGCAUCCGUACUGGUGAGGGACCAUACAAGUGUAAGUCGUGCGGCAUGUCAUUCAAGAUGAAAUCAAAUCUCACAGUGCAUCAACGCAUCCAUACUGGAGAGAGACCACACAAGUGUAACUUGUGUGACAAGUCAUUCAAGACGAAAUCAAAUCUCACAGUGCAUCAACGCAUCCAUACUGGUGAGAAACCAUACAAGUGUACAGUAUGUGGCAAAGACUUCCAAGCAAUGUCAACUCUCGCAAAUCAUCAACGAAUCCACACUCCUGAGAGAACCUGA